Orussus abietinus is the source of this 7471-nucleotide messenger RNA. RefSeq names its product fatty acid synthase. Gene Ontology annotation, molecular function: 3-oxoacyl-[acyl-carrier-protein] synthase activity; fatty acid synthase activity; oxidoreductase activity. The transcript has 16 exons. The record is from RefSeq and is a predicted model, not a curated record. Bases 738 to 7073 code for a protein of 2111 amino acids. Lineage: Eukaryota; Metazoa; Arthropoda; Insecta; Hymenoptera; Orussidae. Gene Ontology annotation, biological process: fatty acid biosynthetic process.
UCCAGACAGUGCUUUACUACAAGGUCUUUAUGUGCAUUUUAUAAAUCAUCGUUUUAAGAGUCCCUCCACUGUGAAGAAAAAGUUGACCGACUGAAAGCAAAAUAAACAUUGCUACAACAAAAUUCUACGAUGAAAUAUGUCCAAAGAAAUGUCAGUAAGAGUGAUGAAAAUUCGUUUAAAUCAACGGUAUAAGUUUUCCUUUCAACGGAAAUAAUUGUUUCUUGCAAUUAUAUAUGAUUCGGGCAACAAUAUAUAUAUUUGUUCCAGUCUAUUAAUCUUUUUUCUCAGUAUCCUCUUUAUGGCCGACGAGCAUUUUUUUUCUUUUUUUUAUCAGUGCCUAGGAUUGUAAAAUCACACGUGCCGUUUACAAAUCGCACAAAGAUUUCUUCGGAUUCCUCCUUUGUCUCGACUCGUUUCGCCAUUUCAGCUACGAUGAAAAAGCUUUCCCGAACUUUUUUAAUAGACUGUUAGUACUAGCGACCCGUGUCAAAGUUCGAAUCUCGUUGCCUAAAAUGACUCGAGGACUCAAAGAUCAAACGAAAUUAGCAAAUAGACAAGUUUAUGGAAAUGGAUUUUUCCUUGGAGGAAUGGCUCGGAGAAUAUAAGUACGUUCCACGUUUGUCACAUUCGAGUCUUUUUCGGAUGAAUUCGAGUUCUGCGAGGAAGUUUAACCUGACUCGAAAAGAUUUUUUGCUUCAGUGCAGUAGAAAAGGGGAUAUUCAUUCGACGUCUUCAAAAUGGGUACACCUGGAGAACAAUCGAGAUGCCACGUGAAGAUGAAUUCGGAGCCCGGGGAGGAGAUCGUUAUCUCUGGUAUCUCCGGCAGAUUUCCGGAUUCAAGAAACAUGAAGAUAUUCGCGGAGAACCUGAGGAAUAAAAAGGACAUGAUUACCACCUCGCAUAAUCGGUGGCAGACAGAUUGCCCUGACAUUCCACAACGGAUGGGGAAGAUCGAAGGUGUGGAGAAAUUCGACCGGCUGUUUUUCGGGGUUCAUCCUAAGCAAGCCAAUAUAAUGGACCCAAUGGGAAGGAUGAUUUUGGAGCACGCUUACGAGGCCAUUGCCGAUUCUGGAUUUAACCCCCGCCAACUGGCCGGCUCCAAAACUGGCGUCUUUGUCGGCGUCUGCUUCUCCGACAGCGAGAAGAAUUUAUUCAACCAGAAUUUCCAGGAGAAUGUUUUCGCUGUAACCGGCACCAGCAGAGGGAUGUUGGCUAAUAGAGUUUCUUUCGCUUUGGACUUUAAUGGACCGAGUUAUGCAGUCGAUAGUGGAUGCAGCUCGAGUUUACUCGCCUUGGAACAUGCGUACAGAUCCCUGAAGAGUGGAGAAUGCGAGGCCGCCAUUGUUGCUUCCUCCAAUCUCUGCCUCCAUCCCAACGUGACGCUCCAGUAUUUCCAUUUUGGCGUUUUGUCAGCCGAUGGAUACUGCAGGCCAUUUGACGAGAAAGGAAACGGAUAUGUUCGUGCAGAAGCGAUCGUUGCAGUGUUUCUGCAAAAGGCGAAGGACGCUAGACGCAUUUACGCCAAUCUUUUAUCUGGAAAAGUGAACAGCGACGGAUACAAGGAACAAGGAAUAACUUUUCCAUCCACCGACAUGCAGUUUCAACUUUUGAGGGAUUUCUACGCACAGUGCAAAGUGCCGCCAACAAUGGUGUCCUAUGUGGAGGCACAUGGCACUGCAACCGAGGUCGGCGAUCCACAAGAAGUGAACAGUAUCGACAAAUUCUUCAGUCCAGGACGUACAACACCCUUAAUGAUCGGGUCUGUCAAAUCCAACAUGGGACAUGGGGAACCCGCGAGCGGAUUGUGCUCCAUUGCGAAGGUGGUGACAGCAAUGGAGAGCGGAAUCCUUCCUCCGACUUUGCAUUUUGAACGUCCCAGGAAAGGAUUAACCGCCUUGGAAGAAGGUCGACUUCAGGUGGUGACUGAAUGUACUCCUUGGAAUGGCGGCUAUAUUGGAAUAAAUUCAUUCGGGUUUGGAGGAGCGAAUGUCCACAUUUUGUUGAAGUCUCAUGAUAAGGAGAAGAAGAACGGCGGUGCUCCUGAAGAUGAUCUGCCGAGGUUGGUCGCGGUUUCUGGACGCACCGAGGAGGCUGUUCUCACCUUGUUAAAUGACGUCGCCAGUCGUCCUGUCGACGUGGAGCACGUCCGACUCCUGCAGGAUAUCCACUCGACCGAUAUUCGAGGACAUUCGUAUCGUGGGUAUGUCGUUUUACCAUCUCAUGGAUUAUCCGAAAAUCCGGUCAAAGAAAUUGACCAAUGUCUGCAGACAAAACGACCGAUAUGGUUCAUGUUCUCCGGCAUGGGCUCGCAGUGGCCAGGAAUGGGAAAGUCCUUGCUUCGCUUUCCUGUGUUUGCAGAGGCAAUAAAAAAAUGUGACGCGGCCCUUCGGCCAAAAGGAGUCGACAUUUAUCACAUCCUCACAACCAAGGACGAGAGAAUUUUUAAUAACAUCCUGAAUUCCUUCGUUGGAAUUGCAGCGGUUCAGAUCGGACUUGUGGACAUAUUGAAACACGUUGGCAUCGUUCCUGCCCGAUUGAUAGGACACUCUUUUGGGGAGCUGGGAUGCGCAUAUGCAGACGAAUGUUUCACAGCAGAGCAAAUGAUCCUCUCAGCCUAUUAUCGAGGGGUGGUUUCCAUCCAAACAGAAUUCAUGCACGGCGCGAUGGCGGUGAUCGGCCUCGGCCAGGAAAAACUCCGACCAAUGUGUCCUCCAGGCAUCGAAAUCUCCUGCCACAAUUCCGCAUACAGUUCGAAUAUCAGCGGCCCUGCGGAGUCGGUGAAAUCGUUCGUAGCAAAAUUGCAGGCGGAGAAUAUUUUCGCGAAGGAAAUGGAGGUGAGCAACAUCGCCUACCACAGCAGAUACGUCGCCGAGGGGGGUCCGAAGCUGCUGAAAUUGUUGAAGGGAGUGAUACCAUCCCCGAAGACUCGAUCUGCAAAAUGGUUGAGCACUUCCGUGCCCCAUGACCAGUGGAGCGCCCCGAUGGCUCGACAAAGUUCCGCAGAAUAUCACACAAAUAAUUUCGUAAGUCCGGUCCUGUUCGAGGAGGUGCUCUCCCUGGUCCCGAGAGAUGCGGUGGUCAUCGAGAUAGCUCCUCAUGGACUCUUCACCGGGAUCUUGAAGAAGGCAUUGGAGAAGAGCGUGGCCAAGGUCGCUCUGGCCCAGCGCGAACACCAGGAAAACGUGGAAUUCUUAACACAGGCCUUAGGAAAAUUGUACAACCUCGGGGUUAACUCGAAAGUGGAAAACCUCUACCCUGAGGUCCAGUAUCCAGUCAGUCGAGGCACUCCCAUGAUCUCGCCGUGCAUCAGGUGGGACCAUUCCGAGGACUUCUUCGUUAUGUCCCAGAAGGUUGAAGAAAUGUCUGGCGAACGAACGCUGAACAUCUCCUUGAGGAACGAGCAGUACGAGUACAUGGAUGGACACGUUGUCCAGGGGACGAACCUGCUUCCAGGGGCAGGAUUCCUCUUCCUGGUUUGGCAAUCUUUCGGAAGCAUGCGUGGGAGACUGCACUUCAACAUGUCGGUCGUCUUCGAGGACGUUCGAUUCGUCCAGGUCGUCACCCUGAGGAAGGACGACACCGUGAAGCUCACGUUGAUGGUACAGAAAGGAUCCGGGAGAUUCGAGAUCACGGAAAAGGGGUCGGUGAUAAUAACCGGGUACAUCCGCGCCGUGGAAAAGCCUGCCGAAGAGCGAGUGGAUCCCUCGAACCUGAAGAUCGACGACGACGACGACUUCUGCAUGUCGAGCGAAGACAUCUACAAGGAGUUCCGGCUUCGAGGAUACGAGUACAACGAGCUCUUCCGCAGUUUAAAGCGCGCCACGAUCACGGGGACCAAGGGGAUCAUCUCCUGGGAGAAUAAUUGGGUCACUUUCAUGGACUGCAUGUUUCAGUUGGGUCUCUUCCAGAUGGACACGAGGUCCUUGUACGUUCCCACGGGGAUCCGGAAACUGGUAAUCGACACCGAAGCACACCAAAAGGCGAUUCAAGAGAUGACGGAUGAGAAAGUAAUCACGGCAUACGUGGACACGGACCUGAAGAUCAUCAUCGCGGGGGGCAUCGAAGUCCGAGGCAUGUCAGGAAUUUCCCUGCCCCGAAGAAAAGAGCCCAGGGAGCCAACUCUUGAAGAGUACAAAUUCGUCCCCCACGUGGACGAAGCCGAAACCUCUCUUCAGGAUGUGUUUCGCCUGGCCGUCCAGCUGGCUGCAGAAAAUCACCCUGACCACCGCGUGAAGAUCGUGGAAGUAGUGAACGAGUCCCCGGAAGCCUUGGUGUCUCCCUUCCUGCCCAGCAUCCUGGAGGACAUCCCUAUGCUGCAACCAGAGCUCUUCGUCCUGGCCCCUCCGGAGACGUUCCAGGAAGGCGAGAUCCCGGAGAACGUCUCACUAAUCGACUUCAGGAAGCUCGUCACGGACGUGAAGGCAUUCCUCGUCAUCGGGCAGGACCUGCUGCAACGCCAGGACGAAGACCUGAACCUGCUCCUCUCGUCCAUGGCGAACACUGGAUUCCUGAUAACCAGAGAGUCUUCAGGGUCGCAGGACACCUCUUCCAGGAUCCGACAACUAGGUCUCGACGUCGUCCUGCGGAAGAGGAGCGGUGGAGAACUCAUCCUCCUUCUUCGCAGGAGAUUUAACAGCUUGAAGAGGCCUGUCGUGGUUUUCGUCAGGAACGACGAGUUAUCCUGGCUCCCGGAACUCCAGCAAGUCCUGAGGGACUCGGAGGAAGAGGAUGAUGAAGGCAGGAUCCUUCUGGUAGGGCAAAGCGACUCGGAAAACGGACUGAUGGGGUUGCUGAAGUGCCUCAGAGAGGAACCAGGAGGCGGGAAGGUGAAGGGUGUCCUCAUCUACGACCAAGAAGCUCCGGUGUUCUCGCUGGACCAUCCUCUCUAUGCCGAUCAGCUGCAGCUGGACCUGGUGGCGAAUGUGCUCAUGCCAGGACGAGUCUGGGGCACUUACAGGUACACCACCUUGCCUACGGCGGAGCCUCGCCUUGUGCACCAUGCCCGGGUGUUCCAGCUGGCCCAGGGUGACCUGAGGAGUCUACGGUGGCAAGAGGGACCCCUGAAGAGCAGCGGCGACAACGUCGUCCGCGAGGUGUACGCCUCCAUCAACUUCCGGGACGUGAUGGUGGCGACCGGGAAGAUCGGCGUGAGUUACAUAACCAUCUACGACCGCUUCAAGGACGACCUGUUGGGCUGCGACUACGCAGGCAUCGACUCCUCGGGGAAGAGGGUGAUGGGGAUGCAGCACUGGUCCUUCAGCAACCUCUGCGUAAAAGACAAGUUCUUCAUCUGGGACGUCCCCGAGGAAUGGAGCCUGGAGGAUGCGGUGACGGUGCCCAGCGUCUACGGGACCAUGUACCUGGCCCUGUACCUGAAGGCAAGGAUCAAGAAGGGCGACAAGGUGCUCAUCCACGCCGGCACAGGUGGAGUCGGCCAGGCCGCCAUCAACGCCGCCAUCUUCGAGGGCUGCGAGGUCUUCACCACGGUGGGCACCCCCGAGAAGAGGGAAUUCCUCAGGAAGCACUUCCCCCAGAUCCCUGAGAGCCACAUCGGCAGCACCAGGGACACCAGCUUCGAGCAGAUGGUCCUCCACCUGACGAAAGGAGAGGGCGUCGACGUCGUCCUGAACUCCCUCACCGAGGAGAAGCUCCAAGCCUCGCUGAGGUGCCUGAAGAGGGGAGGCAUCUUCCUGGAGAUUGGGAAAUACGACAUGAUUCUGAACUCUCCCCUCGGGAUGGAGGUUUUCCUCAAGCAUGUCAGCUUCCACGGGGUACUCCUCGACACUACGAACAAACUUUGGGAGAAGGAGGCGGUCAAAGAACUCCUGAAGAAGGGGAUCAAGGACGGCGUCGUCAAACCUUUGCCCAGGGUCGUGUUCCCGAAGACCGAAGUCGAGGCUGCUCUUCGGUACAUGGCCACGGCCAAGCACAUCGGGAAGGUUAUUCUCCGGAUACGAGAGGAAGGAGAGUCCAUCGACGACCCUAUCCUUGCAUAUCCUCGCUACAACUGCAUCCAGGAUCGCAGCUACAUCAUCCACGGAGGUCUAGGAGGCAUGGGGUUGGAAUUGGCCGAUUUCCUGGUCCUGCGAGGAGCUAGGAACCUGGUGCUCACCUCCAGGAGGGGACUGAAGGAAGGAUACCAGCGGUUUCGCGUAGACCUCUGGAGAAGCUACGGGGUCAGGGUGGACAUCGUCGUCGGGAAGGACGCCUCGAAUCUCCAGGAUUGCAGGUCCAUCCUGGAGGCUGCGACGCACCUGGGUGCCGUGGACGGAAUCUUCAACCUGGCUUUGGUCCUUAGGGACGAUCUCCUGAAGAACCUCUCCGUAGAAGCCUUCCAGGACCUUCUCGAUGUCAAAGCUGGGAGCACGAAACGGUUCGACGUCCUCUCCAGGGAGAUGUGUCCUCAUCUUAGGCACUUUGUCGUCUUCUCCUCCAUGGCUUCUGGCAGAGGGAACCAGGGCCAAACCAAUUAUGGGAUGGCCAACUCCAUUAUGGAGAGGAUCUGUGAAAGGCGAAAGUAUGAUGGACUCCCUGCCCUUGCCAUUCAAUGGGGCCCCAUUAGCGAUGUUGGACAGGUCUAUAGGAUGAGUCAAGGACGUAGGGAUGCUGUUCAUUGCGGCACCUUGAUGCAGACCCUGAGGAGCUGCUUUCAGACCUUGGAUGGAUUUCUGAUGCAGGAGAAGACAGUCGUCUCUAGCUUGAUCGUCUUCAGGAAACGCACUGCUCCACAGAUCACCGACAUCGUCACCACGGUUCUUGAUAUCUUGGGACUGCAGAGCCUGAAGAACGUGAACCACCAGACCUACUUCACCGAGAUGGGCAUGGACUCGAUAAUGGCGAACGAGAUCAAGCACAUCCUGGACAGGGAGUUCCAGGUCGCCCUUACCGUCCAGGAAGUGAAAUACCUGAACAUCGAGAGCCUCUACAAGAUCCAGGAAAAAGCGAUGGGGAUGGAGAGUAAAGUCUCGCCGAAACCCGAGGACGCUAAGAAAAACAAACUCGAAGAACUCGAUCGAGGCGGCCAUUUUGUUUCCAAUGAAGAGGAAUCAAUCGAUUCCACCUUCCAUGGAUAAUUCCAGUCUCCGGAACAAUGUCGAAGUUGGACAAAAAAUUAACGGCGAACUUCUGGAAUAAACCAAAACUGACAAUUUCGAGUGAAUUGCCCGAUUGAGGAAAAUCCAGGAAGCGUUUAACAAGUAGUUACGCGUGUACGCAUUUUUCCCCGGAGUGGGAAAAUUCCUUAAGGCGUCUGGUAAUUUCUUUUUAUGACCAAAUGUGCACAGGAAUCAUAAAUCCUGGUGCAACGGGAUAUUCCACGAAGAGUCAGAAAUUACUUUAUUGCCUUCUCCAUAAACUUUUCGAACAGCUAUGUACCGUACCGUGAUAAACCAUAUUUACACGUUACAAAUGUACUCUUGCAACCAAUUAAGUCUACUUAUUUUGUUACAUAAAUCUAGUACUCUGCGGUGUA